Chelonoidis abingdonii (Abingdon island giant tortoise) is the source of this 3793-nucleotide messenger RNA. It is a transcript of the gene PLEKHM1, whose product is annotated as pleckstrin homology and RUN domain containing M1. The record is from RefSeq and is a predicted model, not a curated record. Lineage: Eukaryota; Metazoa; Chordata; Testudines; Testudinidae.
GGGGGAGCCGCGGCCAUCGAUCCUACACCGUGAGGACGGGAGGUGUCAUGUGAUCAGAGUUAGGUGGCAGCAGGAGUUGAAAUGCAUUCCAGUCACACCACUGAAAAUGGACCUGACCCCAAGGUAGUAAUACAGUUGAUCAGGAAGCAGUUGGUGAGUUCCAUCAAGGGAUUGCAGAAACAGUAUGUAACCUCCGAUGCUGUUGUAACCAGUGACGCUGAAGAUGCUAAUGCCCUGUGCUGUGCACUAGAGGCUGUGUUUGUCCAUGGACUGAAGGCGAAGUACAUAAAAACAGAGGCUGGAGGAAAAGGGAAAAAACCAGGUGGCCGUGCACCUCUUCCCCAGCCCGUCUUCUGGGGCUUGCUGAAAACCAUCACGCACAGAAACAUCAUUUUAGAGCUGGAACAGUUAAGUUUUAUCAGCACUGACGUGGGGCUCUGCCGUGCCUGGUUAAGGCUUGCCUUGAACGAUGGCCUCAUGGAGUGUUAUUUGAAGUUACUGCUACAAGAGAAGUCCAGGCUGCCUGAGUAUUAUCAGACAUCAGCCCUGCUGCUAGAUGCAGAGGAAUGUGAAUUUCUGCUUAGCUUCUUGCAGGGGUUAACUUCCCUGACCUUCGAACUGUCCUAUAAAUCAGCAGUUUUAAAUGAAUGGACUGUAACUCCCUUGUCCCUGUCUGGUCUGUGUCCUGUUUCGGAGCUGCAGGAGCAUCUAACAUCCUCUAGUUCUGAAUCCCAGAGAAAGGAGUCCCUGGGUUUGGUCUCACGUUCUUCGGGAUCUGAUGAUAUUGAAGUUCAGCACAGCAUAUUGCCCCUCAGUAAAAAUGAGAACCAAAGUAAACUUACGUGCUCCACGUUAAGCCUUAACACUACGAGUUCAUCCCAGCUGUCCUCCAGCCUGGGCUCUGAUGGCAUCCUGCAGGCCAACUGCACUACAAGUCCUGAUAGAUGUGAGGAACCCCUCUUAUGUGACUCUGAUUUAGGGGCAGCAAAUGCAGAGGAUUUAGACAGAUCUCUGCAAGAGGUAUUGUCUGAAUUCAGCAAAGUACAACAAGUCUCUGAACGUACAGAAGAACCGCUCCUUCCUAAUCUAUUGGUGCCUGCCCCAUUGCAGCCCGCACUUCCUCCUGCUGUCUCCAGAGCCUCUCACCUGCAUUUAAAUGUAACAGCGGAGAGCACUCUUUGUUCUGCACCGCUUCCUGACACAGAUAACCCACAGUCCAUCUGUGUGGACGAUCUAGCUAAAGCCACCAAGAUAUCAGAUCCUCCUUCACAUGUUACAGGAAUCCAGUUAUUGUCUCAGCCAAUCAUAACACACAGUGGUGCAGCAGACAAAGAUUCAUCCGAACAGCUUUAUAUUGUUAACCCAGAAGAUAAAGAUGGAACCAGUGAGAUAAAUGGUCAUAAGGAAAGCCAAGAGGAUCUCAGCCCAGUGACAGAAUUCUUUCUUUCACCAGCAACAGCUUGUCCAAAAAGAAGGAGCUGGAUAUCAGAAGAUGAUUUCUACAGGCCUUCUCCAGAAGGGAGCAGUAAAGGCCUAACUGAUUCUUAUGGGUCCUCUCUUGAGGGGGCCAGAGAAGGCCAGUCCACAGAACUGAUCAGUGCACUUGAUUUGGAGGGACCCUGCUUAUCCUCUUCAAAGACUGGGAAGCCCAAGCCAUCCCCUGACCAGGAACAAAAGGGCUUCCAUGUUGUUCAUCGCAGGCAGAUCGGUCUUUCCAAUCCGUUCCGAGGCCUCCUGAAGCUGGGCAGUCUGGAGAAGAGGGGAACAAUGGGCCUCUGGAAAGAGUUCUUCUGUGAGUUAUCCCCACUGGAGUUCCGCCUCUUCCUGGACCACGAAGAGCGAAUUUACAGUGAGAAUUACUCUCUGCUGCGAUGCGAGUCGCUGGGGCUGGUUCACAGUGAUGGCCGGUUUGAGCUGGUGUUUUCUGGUAAGAAACUGUGCUUACGAGCUCCUUCCCGAGAUGAAGCUGAGGACUGGCUAGACAGGAUACAUGAGGCUCUACACAAGUGUCGGCCUCAGCAGGAGGAGGAAUGGGAGACACUUGACUGUCCAGAAGACGACCUUGAAGGACACACAGCUGGAGUGUUGCUCAGUGAUUCAGCUGCUUUGCUCCAUUACAACAACACAGCUGGAAAUGCCUAUGAUUGGACGUCUUCUCUUGCACCAGAAUUAGAUGCCAUUAAAGAAUCGGUUCUUUAUAUGGAUGUAGAUAAAGCUUGGGCUCCUUUUAUUUUUUCCUUGUCGUUAGAAGCUUUAAAAUGCUUUAAAGUAAAAAACCAUGAAAAAAUAUUAAGCAAUAGCUAUGGAAUAGAGACAAUCCAAGACAUUCUUCCCGACACAAGUCUUGGUGGGCCUGCAUUUUUCAAGGUGAUAACCUCUAAAGCCAUCUUGAAGCUGCAAGCUGAGAGUGCUGAUGCCGCCGCAGCAUGGAGUGGGCUUGUUCGUAGAGUAUUAACCUCAUAUCUUGAAACUGCAGAGGAAGCGCUGACACUUGGUGGCAAUUUGGAUGGGAAUUCUCAGGCAAUCUUGAAAAACACUGUAAAGGAAAAUGGCUUUUUCUUACAAUAUCUGGUGGCCAUCCCCAUGGAGAAAGGACUGGACUCCCAGAGUUUCAUAUGUGCAGGUUGUUCCAGACAGAUCGGACUCAGUUUUGUGAAACCCAAGCUUUGUGCAUUCUCUGGCCUCUAUUACUGUGACAGCUGCCAUCAGGACGACGAGUCUGUGAUUCCAUCGCGCCUUAUCCACAACUGGGACUUGACUAAAAGAGUGGUUUGUCGACAAGCUUUAAAAUUUCUGAAUCAAAUCCGCAAUCAACCUUUAAUUAAUCUGAAAUUGGUGAACGAAAGCCUGUAUGCUCACGUGGAGAGGAUGAGUCUUAUCUGUAGAAGCAGAGAACGGCUGAAACUACUUGGCGAUUACCUUACAAUGUGUCGCAGUGGGGCCCUGAAAGAGCUUAGCAAACGACUUGAUCAUCGGGACUAUCUAUUGGAAUCACCCCAUAAAUACAGUGUAACUGAUCUGAGACAGAUGCAGAGAUUGCAAAACUGUCUUCCACAAGUGCUGUCAAGACAGCAUGAAAUCUUGCCCCCGCUGCGAACGCCGGCAGAAAUACCAGCAACAAUUGCAAGCAGACAUCCUCGUGGAACCAAAUAUGUAGUGAGCAGCUUCUCACAGAUGGACUCUACACAGGGCUUUGCUCAUCUGGACACUGCAGAGGAAGGGAAAAGGGAGCGUACACCAAGUGCCAUUCAGUCCUAGAAGAUACAUUCCUAUCACUGGUUGGAGCAGCUCCUGUGUGCAGAUGUUCACCAGGGUAGGAGUAGCCUAAACCAUACACUGCUGUGAGGAUGCCUAGGACAGGUGCAGCUCCUCAUGUACAAGCAGAGGCUACUGCUCCUGUGAAUGCUGAAAAGAGAGCCAGUGAAGUAAAAGCCUGCUGGAAAAGAUCAGACUCACAAAGUAAUGGUGCUUCUAUUCACACUAAUCUGGUGCUGCUUAUUUUUUGCUGAAUGUCCUUCCCUGCAAAAGAAGUGUGUUCCAUUUACUGAGCUCCACGGGUUCGCAUCUUAGAGGAGAUACUACUUGGGAUGGAAAUCUGAUAGAUUUCCUGUGUGUAAACCACAAGGUUUGCAGCGGCGUGCCUGUAAUAGAAGUAUGUUAAAGGUCUAGUUUUUUAGGAUAUUCGCAAUACUGAAAGCCAGAAUUUUUCAUACAUGACUUUGCACAGGAACUGCAUCUCACCUGCUUGGGAAAUAAGCAUAGCAGCUACCUGCAGCCAAACUGCAGGGGAACU